Messenger RNA from Paramecium tetraurelia, 1811 nucleotides. RefSeq lists its product as uncharacterized. Gene Ontology annotation, cellular component: extracellular region. Gene Ontology annotation, molecular function: glycerophospholipase activity. NCBI's taxonomy places the organism in Eukaryota, Ciliophora, Oligohymenophorea, Peniculida, Parameciidae. The record is from RefSeq and is a predicted model, not a curated record. Gene Ontology annotation, biological process: phospholipid catabolic process. The transcript is spliced from 6 exons.
AUGAAUUAAUUUACUUUCAUAAUUUUUACUUCAGAAUUCUAAGAACAAUUCGAUUCUUUUUACUAAAAUGUUGUUUGGUUUUUGGUAAUGAAUUUCCGUAUUCACAUGGUUAUGUUCUUUGAGAUCAAAUAAGGAUAAAUUUCAAAUAAAGCAUGUGAUUUAUGGCAUUGCAUCAUCUUGAAAAAAUUCCCUUUAAAACUAAAAUUGAAAAAUCAAUAUAGAUUAAUAUUAAUGAAAGCUAUUUAUUUGUUGGCAUUAAUUUGUUUGUGCCUUUGUGACGAUGUCACAUUGUAUUCAGUCGAUCAGAGAGUUGGAAAAUACUAAAUAAGCGAGGGUAAGUCUCCUGUUGCUUUGGCAUGGGGUGAUGUAAGAUGGAUGGGGCAAAUUGUACAUCUGGACAAUUUAAAGACAUCCUAUGCUGCCGGAUAUUUGGAAGGAUCAUUGACUUAUGAACACAUCUACAAUCACUUCUGGUCUUGGUACGAUUUUACUUUUGGAAAGGAACAACUGAGCAAUGAAUUGUCUUAAUAUUUAGUGGAAUAAUAUGAAUAUUCAAGACAAUUAGUCAAAGACAACAAAUCGGAUGAAUAUUAUGAAGCCUUAGCCAGAAUCUUAGCAUAAAAUGAUGGAUUAUUUUAAGCAAUCCAAGAUAAAGCUCCAGUCAAUAAGAGACUCACCUGGGUGCAAUUACUACUGUUGUAAGCAUGUGGUGACAUCUAUGAAUUGAAAGAAGCAAUGAAACCAAAAGCUGAGAGAAUUCAAUGGCAUUUGUUGACUCCAGAAGAAUUUGAAUGGGAAAGAGAAAAGAGAAUUUCUUGUUCCUCCUUAAUCAAGGCAUUAGAUGAUUGGAGUGAUGUUUGGAUGGCUCACACCACAUGGACAAGUUAUUAGAAUAUGCUUAGAAUUUAUAAAUACUAUCAAUUCUCUGGUCCAAAUCCAUAUAGAGUUAGUUUCUCAUCAAAGCCAGGACUUUUGUAUUCCAAAGAUGAUUUCUAUGUUUUACCAGAUGCGAACAUGGUCGUCAUAGAAACCACAAAUUCAAUCUUGGAUAGCACACUCUAUGAUUUGAUUGUACCUACUACACUCUUGACCUGGUAAAGAGUUCCAAUUGCUCAUGCAAUUUCAAACGGGGGAGAGAAAUGGACAAGCACAUUUAUAAAACACAAUUCAGGAACAUAUAAUAAUCAAUAUAUCGUUAUUGAUCUUAAAGUAGUCAAGAAAAAUACACCUCCUGCUAAGGACUUCAUUUGGAUUUCUGAAACAGUUCCAGGAUUUGCUGUUGCCGAGGAUGUGACUGCCAAAGUGAUUUCAAAUGGAAAUUACUGGAAGAGUUAUAACAUUCCUUUUACAACUGAGGUUUAUGACAGAGCUGGUUAUACUGAAGCUGUUAAAAAGGAUCCAAUAAAAUACUCAUAUGAAUAAUGUCCAAGAGGAUAAAUGAUGAACAGAGAUGCUCCCAAAGUUAAGAGUUUGGAUGACAUGAAAAGAUUCAUCAGAUAUAAUGAUUACAAAAAUGAUGCAAUUUCAGGUAAUAAUCCUGGAAAUGCCAUCUCAAGUAGAUUAGAUUUAUUAGAAACUAAUCCAAAAGCUCAUGGAUCAAUUGAUGGAAAAAUAGCAUCCUUGGCUUCUGUUCCAUAAAAUAUUGCCUAUAUUUAAAGUGGACCUACCACCGAUUAAUAACCAGUAUUCAGUUGGACUCCAGCAUUCACUGGUAUUCAUUGGGGAUAACCAACAACAUUCAAUUUCCCAUGGGUUGAAGUUAAGGAACAUAAAGUCAUAUGAGUAAAAAAUAAUAUUAUCAAUAAUUAAUC